This is a messenger RNA of Argiope bruennichi, 2109 nucleotides long. RefSeq names its product dynein intermediate chain 3, ciliary-like. Gene Ontology annotation, cellular component: outer dynein arm. The coding region runs from base 175 to 1962 and encodes 595 amino acids. NCBI's taxonomy places the organism in Eukaryota, Metazoa, Arthropoda, Arachnida, Araneae, Araneidae. The record is from RefSeq and is a predicted model, not a curated record. Gene Ontology annotation, biological process: outer dynein arm assembly; cilium movement. The transcript is spliced from 12 exons. Gene Ontology annotation, molecular function: dynein heavy chain binding; dynein light chain binding.
GUUUCGGUCAUAUAAUUUACAAAUAACUGCAAUAUAAUUUACAGUAACUGAAAAUGAUACUAAACGAGUAAACAAUUAAGCAGUUUCCAUCGUCAUUUGUUUUGGAUAAUUGAAUAUUAGAAAAAAAAUCUGAAAUUAAGAUUCCGAUAAAGUCGUUCGAAAAGCUGGGACAAAAUGGAGAUCAACUAUUCUUUUAACCAAAAAAGAAGAGGUUUUGGUAAAAAAUGUCAAUUCUCCUGCGUCGGUCCUCAUCUAGAUGUCGACAUUGAGCCCAAUCCUAAACUAAGAGAGCAAUUUGAGCAGGUAUCGACUGCUGAAAAAGAGACACAGAGCUCCCAAGAUAUGUCACUUCAUAUGGCGAACACUGUCCUGCUUCCCACGAGUAAUUGUGGAGUGAAUCAUCAAGUGGGUGGAUGGCCAGCUGACGUAGACCCCAGGGACCAAGACCAAGUGGCGCGGUUCAAGAAAAAAAUCCAAAAGGAUGAGAAUUUCGUCACAUCUAUCAAGCAACUCAGUGAUUUAGUGGAGAAUUUUAUAAUGGAAAAUAAUUCUGUAGAUAUAUACGAAGAAUACUUUGCGAAUGAAAUCUUCAAAGGCAAAGAAGACGCUGAAUUCAAGAUACUCAGUGUAUACAGGGACAGCUGCGAGGUGAAGAGAGAAAUCCGCAACCUGUCCUGGUCCCUGGAUAGCUGCAAAAUUGCAGCUGCCUAUAAAACCACUGCGGCGAUUAAAGCAAACGAUAAUGCGUAUUGCCAUUCGUACGUAUGGGACAUAGAAAACUGCAAUACACCAUACUAUAUACUAAUGCCCGAUGUACCGAUAAACUGUGUUGAAUACUCCCCAAGAGAUCUCGAAUUACUUGUUGGAGGAUGGUCAAAUGGACAAAUAGGAUUGUGGGAUGUUCGAACUGGUGGCCGUCCUCAGCAGUUGUCACCCAUAACGGAAUGCCACAAAGAGGGAGUGUCCGACAUCAAAUGGAUCAGUUCCAAAACUGGAUUCGAAUUCUUCAGCGGAUCCACUGAUGGGAGAUUAUUUUGUUGGGAUUCCAGAGUUAUGACCAAGCCUAUUCAGUCAAUGAGUUUCGAUCAAGACAUUCAUUCUUCCAGUAUGAGUAAUGUAUACAGCAUCACGUGUAUUGAGUAUGAUCCAACUUUGCCUCAUCGCUUUAUGCUCGGCACAGAGCAAAGCAUUAUGUUAUCUUGUAACAGAAAAUUCAAAGCUCAAUCUGAAAUCAUCUCUUCAACGUACGACACGCAGAUGGGUCCGGUACUCACCAUUCAACGAAAUAUAUUUUUUCCAAAAUUAUUUGCUUCAUGCAGUACAUGGGGUGUAGAAGUAUGGUCCGAAGAUCUUUCAAGCUCUCCAAUGUUAAAUUUAAUAUCUGCCGAUGGUUACGUGACAGACGUUGCUUGGAGCAAUUCUCAUGCUUCUUUUCUGUUCGUCACGAAAUCCAAGGGUUAUCUGGAACUAUGGGACAUUCUUGUCAAAAACAAAGAUCCCAUAUUUUCAUUCAAAUUGGAAAGUGAUGGGUUAAUUUGCGUCCAUCCCAUGCAACAUGGGGAUCAAAUAGCUUGUGGCACCGCAAAUGGCUGUAUUCAUCUUUUAGAAGUACCACAAUACACAACAUUUUCAUCAAAGCAUGAAAAAAAUAUGGUUGCCUCCAUGGUGGAUCGUGAGGGCAAAAGAGAGAAGCUACUAGAAGGAAUAACCCGGGAACAAAAAAUACGCGAAAAACUACCCGAGCAUGAAGAAACAGUGAAAAAAGUUCCAUCGGAGGAGGACAAUUUCUACUGCUUGGAAGAUGACAACAAUAUAAAUAAAGCAGACGAAUUCGACUCGCAGUUCGAUUUUGACGAUAAAUUAGCCGAAGAAGAGAUAGAUCAAACCCUUCCUGAAAUGCCAUUUUUUGACUUGCAGUUCGCAGAUACGUUGAAAGGGGUGCUGGAAAACAAUAAAUAUUAAAAGGAUCAUGACAAAUACUAUGUAUAAGUGAAGCUAUUAAUAGCUAAAAGGGCACAACAAUUUAUAAUUUCCUCAAUCGUCGUUAAAUACUAUUAAUGUUUAACAUUAUACUGCACGUAUACACAGUGAAUCAUUGCGAAAUGUGAA